AAACAAAACAAACUAGACAGUCCUUCUCAGUAUCAGAAGCCUGGCAAGUGGGGCUGGGGCCGCCAACCCCUGUGGCCCAAGGAUGGGCCCCACAGCAGCCCAGCAGAGCCAGGGCCCCCACACCAGUCCCCACCAGGAGAGACAGCUCUGAACAACUGCAGGGGAAGGAGGGGGGAGCAAAACUUCCCAUACACAAAGGCCCCAUCUCCGUCCUGACUGUUUCAAAGCCUCUGGGGAACACGCCUUUGCAGUCCACACCGCCACACUGAGCAAAAGUGGUGUCAUCAGGGGUCGGGCUUGUACUAGGCCAAUGUCUGCUGGCCUAGGCCUACAGUCAAAUUCAGAGACCAAAGACUUCAUCAAAAUACUUCCAUCCCACCUCCCUGGACCCCCAGAGGGAUCCAUAAAGGCAAAAGCUCAGGCAUUGCAGUACAUAAGAAAACUUUCUGCAUGGGAGAUGGCCAGGGAGCAAGGAUGCUCCUGGGAACAGAAUGGUGAAGAUGAAGAGACGAACACAUCUUUGUUCCCAUGUGGAAGAAUCCACUAAAUGCAUCCUAACACCAAACUAAGCAGUUAGUUUACUCUGGUUUUUUUCAGAUCCAGAAAAUAUUCGCACUGGAAACAAACCUUCAGAAAGAAAAAUGGAUCGCUGGUGUUGGCCAUCAGAAACUAACAGCUUUCGACGUUUCACCCCUGAGUCCUUGGCAGCAAUUGAGCAAAGAAUUGCUGAGAAAAAAAAGCAACCAGACAAAGAAAAAGAGAAGAAUAAGUACCAAGGAGUUGAAGAAGAACAACUUACUCCCCAGCUUGAUUUGAAAAUCUGCAAAAAGCUACCAUCCCUUUAUGGGGACAUUCCAUCAGAGCUCAUUGGGGAACCCCUGGAGGAUUUUGAUCCGUACUACAGUCUGAAAAUCAUCGUAAAUUCACUUGUUGAAUCUGUUAAGAAACUUGCUGACGUGUUGAUCUUGACUGUAUUUUGCCUGAGUAUAUUUGCCCUAAUAGGCCUCCAGCUUUUUAUGGGCAAUUUAAGAUUCAAAUGUGUCCUCAAUAAUACUGUGUACAAUGACUCAUUAUGUAAGGAUCCCAAGAUCUAUGUACCAAGUGAUGAAGAUAUCUGCCACAGAAUGAAUGGCUCUUCUGACAUAUUGCUCUGUGAGAUCAGUUCAGAUCCUGAGAAAGGGUGCCCAGAAAACUAUACCUGCAAGGACUUUGGGCAGAAUCCUGACUUUGGUUAUACAAGUUUUGAUCAUUUUGGCUGGGCCUUCCUCUCUGUAUUCCGUCUGAUGACACAGGAUUCCUGGGAGCGCCUCUACAGACAGACUAUCCGUACAUCUGGAGUGACCUGCAUUUUUUUUUUUAUGGGAGUCAUCUUUUUCUGCUCAUUUUAUCUCUUCAAUCUGAUCUUGGCUGUAGUAACUAUCGCAUAUGAAGAGCAAAACAGAUCCAGUCUUGCUGAAACAGAGGCCAAGAAAAAACUGCUUCAGGAUGCCCAACAAAUUCUAGAGAAAGAACAGGAGGUGGCUGCAGCAGAAAGCAGUAAGGCCUUGCAGGUUGGGUCUGAAAUGCCAGUUGGUGCCUUGAAAAAUUUGAAAGGAAAAGAGAUUAUUAAAGAAACACCUAUUUUAAGACAAAAUGUAAUUUUAGAUGAUCAGGAGAAAGAGGAGCAAAUAUUUAAUUCACAGCCUGGUCACUGCCACAAGAAGCUUAGGAAGAUCCUGCUGUCCUAUGAUGUGUCAGUGGACUCUAUUAAUGAUCCUUUCCGAAGACAGAGGUUAAUGAGUGCAGCCACUAUUCUUAGAGAUAAUUCAAAGUCAAAAGUGAAAUGUCCUGCAUUGUGGAAACGUUUUACUCUAAAGUGUCUAGUUUGGAAUUGUUGUCCACUCUGGAGAGCAGUCAAAGAGAAGGUGAAAUUGGUGAUUUUGGAUCCGUUUGUUGAUCUCUUUAUCAUGGUUUGCAUUAUCUUGAACACCUUAUUCAUGGCUAUGGAGCACCCUGACAUGUUACCAGAAACCAGAAACAUGAUUACUAUAAGUGAUGAGGUCUUCACCCUGAUUUUUACACUAGAAAUGAUCUUGAAAAUCAUUGCUCUAGAUCCUUAUUACUAUUUUCAGAACAAGUGGAAUGUUUUUGAUAGCUUGGUUGUUUUGAUUGGCCUACUGAGCUUUGGAACCAAUCUGUCACCUUUCAGGGCGAUCAGGAUCUUCAAACUGGCAAAGUCCUGGCCAGCCUUAAAUACUCUUAUGAGAAUAAUUCUAAACUCAUUUGGGGCUCUGAGUAACCUCACUCUGGUUUUGGCUAUCACUGUAUUUAUUUUUGCUAUAGUAGGAAUGCAGUUUUUGGGCACCGAUUAUGAAAAAAAAUUCCAUAAAAUAAGCACCAGUAAGGAUUUACGCUGGCAUAUGAAGGAUUUCAAUCAUUCAGUCCUGAUUGUAUUCCGAAUAUUAUGUGGAGAAUGGAUUGAAAUGAUGUGGGAAUGUAUGGAAGUGGCUGGAAAACAGAAAUGUAUUACCAUUUUCUUGCUAGUCCUGGUGAUAGGAAACCUGGUGGUGGUCAACUUGUUCAUUGCCUUGGUGAUGAGUUCACUCAAUACUGAUGCCUCAGGAGGACAAGAGGAACCUGGAGAAAGGACUAAAUGUCAGAUUGCCCUUGCACAGAUUCACCAGGGCCUGAAGUCUUUGAAAGACAGAAUUCUGGAUCUUUGUGGCAAAAAAAUGAAAGGAAGCCUCAGAAAAACAGACAAAAAGAAGACUUUGGAAGAAAUUUCUGGCAAAAACAUAGAGGAUAAUAAUUAUGCCAUGACAGAUGUCAGAAAAUACAUAGACAACAAUGGCUUUGACAUGGAGUGUUACCAUAAUGAAAAGAAUUCCUCAAUUAUAAGGAAAUAUAAAGAUCUUUCCAGCAGUCACAGUACCUGUGUUCCCACUGAAGCAGCAGAGAGUUACAGUGACAAAAGUGAUGAUGAGCACAUUGUGUUCACAGAAACAGAACACAGAAAACAGGGAGACAGAUUACCACAUAAAGAACAGCAACAGAGUUCAGGCAGCUUCAGUCAGAUUUCUGAGACUCCUGAAACCAUAAAUGUUUUCAUAGUGACACAUGAAAAGCAAGAGCAAAAAGAGCAUCACCUCAUAGAUUGUGGUAAAUGUUUCCCAUGUUGUGUAGUGGAUAUCACUAAGUUUCCAGGCAGAAGUUGGUGGAACUUCAGGAAAACCUGCUACAGAAUUGUUAACCAUAGCGGGUUUGAAUAUUUUAUGAUUUUUGUGAUAGUAUUGAGCAGCGCAGCACUGGCAUUUGAAGAUAUUCACCUGCAGAAUAGAAAAACAGUGAAAAUGAUCCUAGAUUAUGCUGACAAAGUAUUUACCUACAUCUUUUUGAUGGAGAUGCUUCUGAAAUGGGUAGCUUAUGGAUUGCAGAGUUACUUCACAAAUUCCUGGUGUUUGCUUGACUUUGUCAUUGUAUGUUUGUCAUUUGUUUCCUGGGGACUAAAUCCUGGUACAGAAGACAAGGCACGUUGUUCCUCUGGGAGUGGCCUGAAAUCUCUCAGGACUCUUAAAGCAUUGAGGCCUCUACGAGCUUUGUCAAGAUUUGAAGGGAUAAAGUCAGUAGAAGAUAGAACAAGAGAGUGGUUCUACCUGUACAUCCAGAUCAAUGAACAGCCAAAGUUUGAAGCAAGCUUAUAUAUGUACAUAUACUUUGUGGUUUUCAUUAUUUUUGGAUCUUUCUUCAUGUUGAACCUUUUUGUUGGAGUGGUUAUCAGCAAUUUUAACCAACAAAGGAAAAAGAUAAGUACUACUUGUAUUGGAGUUUCUGAAGCCUUUCAAAAAUUCGUCUCUCCUACACUUUUGAGAACUAUUCGUUUGGUGCGAAUUGGCCGAAUCCUGAGAUUGGUUCGAAAAGCGAGAGGAAUUCGAACCCUUCUCUUUGCAUUACUGAUGUCUCUUCCUGCACUGGUCAACGUUGGCCUUUUGCUUUUCCUAAUUACAUUUAUUUAUGCCAUUGUGGGCAUGGCAAACUUUGCCUGUCUUCCCUGGGAAGGUGGGAUUGAUAACAUUUUCAACUUUCAGACCUUCACUGGUAGCAUUCUCUGUCUCUUCCAAAUUACAACAUCAGCUGGCUGGGAUACUCUUCUGGCCCCUUUGUUAAGUGAAUCUGGUACAUGUGCUCCCAACUUAGUUUUAAAAGAGAAAGAUAAAAUUAGUUGCACAAAUAGACCAUUUGGUAUUUUUUAUUUUGUAAGCUAUGUCAUUAUAUCUUUUCUCAUUGUUGUAAAUAUGUACAUAGCUGUCAUUUUAGAGAACUUCAAUGUUGCCACCGAAGAAAGCACAGAUCCUCUUUGUGAGGAUGACUUUGAUAUGUUUUAUGAGACCUGGGGAAAAUUUGAUCCUCUGGCAACACAGUUUAUUGACUAUUCUGCUCUUUCAGACUUUGCAGAUGCUCUGGCAGAACCCUUGCGCAUUCCAAAGCCCAAUAGCAUCCAGCUCAUAUCCAUGGACCUCCCUCUAGUGACUGGAGAUAAGAUCCACCACUUGGAUAUCUUGCGUGCUUUCACUAAAAGGGUCUUGGGAGAAUUUGGAGAUUUGGAUAGUCUUGAAUUAUUCAUGGAGGAAAAAACAGUGGUUGCCAGUCCAUCUAAAAGUUCUCACAGGCCAAUUUCUUCUACAUUUAAGAGAAAACAAGAGGAGGUAUCAGCAGUUAUUAUCCAAAGGGCCUUCAGGAGGUAUUUGAUACAGCGUUCUUUCAAAAAUACAUCUUUCUUAAGCCAUCACAGGCAGACCAGUGCUGUCUUUGGAGAAGAAACACGGGAGAAGCAAAGGCUUAUUGUAUCAGUGCUUAAUGAAAGUAGUGGCAGGAAGACACAUAAAUCACGGCCUGUUUCUUCCAUAUCUCUCCCUUGACUUUAUGAUGCUGUUGCUGACACAAAUAAGCUGGACACAUAAGAUUAUCUAGGCCGCAGCAUUUUUGACAUUUAAAGCAAAGUCACUGAUUUUCAGAUGGAGACAAUAUGUGAAUCCCAGAGUAUAAUACUCUAAAUUUAGAAUAAUGAUGGCAGCCUUCAAGCAUUGUGAUUGUUCACAUUUGCAAAUUCUCCUUAAAAUGAUUAAGAUCUGAACAACUAUGUCAUAAAUAUUGGAGGAAAAUCAAACCAUAGAACUUUUUUAUCCGCUACUGGAGUUAAUUUUUUCACCUGCCAGUUUUGUCCUAGUUCAUGUGUUUACGGAAGAAAUCCAUAAAAGGUCAGUUGUAAGCACAGAUUUAUAAACACACAAGGCUCUAGAAUAAUGUAAAUCUCUUUAGAGAUAACCAGUGUUUCCAACUAGGCUUUAU
This is a messenger RNA of Lepidothrix coronata (blue-crowned manakin), 5325 nucleotides long. RefSeq names its product sodium channel protein type 5 subunit alpha-like. Gene Ontology annotation, cellular component: plasma membrane; axon; voltage-gated sodium channel complex. Gene Ontology annotation, molecular function: voltage-gated sodium channel activity; protein binding. The record is from RefSeq and is a predicted model, not a curated record. Lineage: Eukaryota; Metazoa; Chordata; Aves; Passeriformes; Pipridae. Gene Ontology annotation, biological process: sodium ion transmembrane transport; membrane depolarization during action potential; neuronal action potential.